UUGGAAUUUAGUUCAUCUUCUUCUCCAUUGCCGUUAGGAGGAUAACAGUGGGAGGGAAGUUAGGUAUAAAAUUACAGAGAAACAAAAGCAAUCCUAAACCCUAAACCCUAAAAUCCACUUCUGUAAACUAUUCAUUUCUUGAACAUCCCUAUCAAACCAUCCCUUUCUUCCCCAAUUAUCACUCUCUGCCAACAUAUUACUUCAAUUACUCCAUUUCAGUGAAUAACAAGCAAAACCCUAAUCACUACAUAUAAAUGCCACCCAGUUUCUCCUCUCAUUCAAUUUACCUACUAAAUUACUUCUAAUUACAAACUGUAAAAUUAAAUUACUAAAUUACUCCAAAUGGAUUCUCAAGUGUUGGUGGCACUUGGGCUCUCUCUUGUCGGCGGAUUAAGCACUUCAUUAGGUGCGCUAUUCGUGAUACUUAAUCCAUCGCCUAAUUUAAAGAUGCUUGGCCUUUUACAGGGUUUUGCUGCAGGCCUAAUGUUGAGCAUAUCCUUCCUAGAUUUGGCGCAUAAUGCUAUAAACUCAAUUGGUUUUUUAAAAGGCAACCUUUGGUUUUUCGGUGGUGUUCUGUUCUUUGCUAUCAUUGCAAAUUUUAUCCCAGAACCAAACCUUAUCCCAGGUUCAGAUGUUAAAAGUAAAAAGAAAUAUGGGGAUGAAGGAGGAAAGGACAUUUUGAAAAAGCACCGUCGUCAAGUUAUGUUCAGUGGGAUUAUUACAGCUAUAGGCAUAAGCUUGCACAAUUUUCCAGAGGGAAUGGCUGUGUUCCUUGGGUCAGUUAAGGGAUUACGUGUUGGUCUUAAUUUGGCCUUGGCCAUUGCCUUGCAUAACAUUCCAGAGGGUGUUGCUGUUGCUCUACCUAUUUAUUUUGCAACAGAAAGCAAGUGGCAGGCUUUUAAACUAGCGACUCUUUCUGGUUUGGCUGAACCCCUUGGUGUUGUGCUUGUCGCAUAUCUAUUUCCAAGCAGCUUAAAUCCUGAAAUCCUGGAGGGUCUUCUAGCAUCAGUUGGUGGUGUUAUGGCUUUCUUGACGUUGCAUGAAAUGCUGCCGUUGGCUUUUGAUUAUGCGGGGCAGAAGCAGGCUGUUAAGGCUGUAUUCCUUGGCAUGAUGUUCAUGUCAGCAAGCCUAUACUUUCUUGAAAUCAGCUUACCAGGGGACAUAAGUUUGUAGGCAUCGAGCAAUCACAAUGUUGUACAUUUUAUAAUCACAGUAUUUACCAUUUGAUCUCACCGAAUGGUCAAUAGGCUUCAUCUGAAUAAACUUAUCGUCAUUAGUUUACCUUUCUGAGCUGAUUUACAAGCUUCUGAUUUACUCUGUAAAUUGUUCGUAAAUUGAAAACAAGUAACGUUAAUGCUAA
This is a messenger RNA of Mercurialis annua (annual mercury), 1360 nucleotides long. Its product is annotated as zinc transporter ZTP29. Gene Ontology annotation, biological process: zinc ion transmembrane transport. The transcript has 12 exons. Gene Ontology annotation, cellular component: membrane. The record is from RefSeq and is a predicted model, not a curated record. Gene Ontology annotation, molecular function: zinc ion transmembrane transporter activity. Bases 343 to 1173 code for a protein of 276 amino acids. NCBI's taxonomy places the organism in Eukaryota, Viridiplantae, Streptophyta, Magnoliopsida, Malpighiales, Euphorbiaceae.